AUGUCAACUUCAGAAGCUCAAUACUGGUCGUACGACAACAUUGUCCCCUCGUUUCGUCUUGAUGGAAGAUUGGCUAUUUUGACCGGUGGUUCCGGAGGUUUGGCUGCCGUUGUGGCACGUGCCUUGUUGGCUAAGGGCGCCGACGUUGCCUUGAUCGACAUUAACUUGGAGAGAACCCAGCAGGCAGCUAAAGACGUCUUGUUGUGGGGCGAAGAACACAUGAAGGGCAAGAACGAUAGUCCUAUUGGCCAAGUUAGUGCUUGGGCAUGCAACAUUGGCGAUGCCGAGUCUGUUGACUUGACAUUCAAGGCCAUCAAUGAACACCACAAUUUGAUUGCUGACUUGUUGGUUAACUCUGCAGGUUAUGCUGAAAACUUUCCAGCCGAGGACUAUCCAGCUAAGAAUGCCGAGGCUAUUAUGAAGGUUAACGGUUUGGGUGCAUUUUACGUGUCCCAGUCGUUUGCCAGACCCUUGAUUGCUCACAAUAAGGGCGGUUCCAUCAUCUUGAUUGGCUCCAUGUCGGGUACCAUUGUCAAUGACCCACAGCCACAGUGCAUGUACAACAUGUCCAAAGCUGGUGUCAUCCACUUGUGCAGAUCAUUGGCUUGCGAGUGGGCCAAGUACAACAUCAGAGUCAACACCUUGAGUCCCGGCUACAUUUUGACGCCAUUGACCAGAAACGUGAUUAGCGGACAUGCAAACAUGAAGGACGAGUGGGAAAGCAAGAUCCCAAUGAAGAGAAUGGCAGAGCCAAAAGAGUUUGUCGGAAGUAUACUAUACUUGGCAAGCGAUACUGCUUCUUCAUACACCACUGGUCACAAUUUGGUUGUAGAUGGAGGUUACGAAUGUUGGUAG
Lodderomyces beijingensis is the source of this 855-nucleotide messenger RNA. NCBI's taxonomy places the organism in Eukaryota, Fungi, Ascomycota, Pichiomycetes, Serinales, Debaryomycetaceae. The record is from the annotation of a GenBank genome assembly.